AUGGCUCUCAGGAACCACAACAUACGACAGACCAUAGCACAAGAUCCAGCGGUCUGGUCGAGUGUGGUGGCUGCAUCGACCAAGGCCAUACUUUUCCGAUACCACUACCUACCAUAUCUAUACAGCUUACAUUUUCUCGCAUCAACGAAUGGAACGACCGUUGUGCGUCCGCUGUUCUACGAGUACCCUAACGACAAGGAAACGCACAACAUCGGCCACCAGUCCCUAUGGGGAAGUUCGAUGCUUUUCGCUCCAGUCGUUGAGCCGGGCAAAACGUCAAUCAAUGUAUAUCUGCCGGAAGACACUUGGUACUCCUUAUUCGACUAUGAGUAUGGCCAGCUAAUGCGCAAGGGCCAUCAGGAAUAUCCAACUCCAUGGACUUCUCUUAUUCCGGUUUUCGUCCGAGGUUUUUCUUCAUUUUGGUGUCUUUUAUCACUAUCUUUCUCGAACUCGAUUACCUACUGGAACUGGAAUGUAGCAAACGGACUCCUGCUCUAG
Molecule: messenger RNA, 498 nt
Organism: Cooperia oncophora
Lineage: Eukaryota; Metazoa; Nematoda; Chromadorea; Rhabditida; Trichostrongylidae
Source: the annotation of a GenBank genome assembly